This is a messenger RNA of Penicillium macrosclerotiorum, 1149 nucleotides long. RefSeq lists its product as uncharacterized. The transcript is spliced from 5 exons. The record is from RefSeq and is a predicted model, not a curated record. NCBI's taxonomy places the organism in Eukaryota, Fungi, Ascomycota, Eurotiomycetes, Eurotiales, Aspergillaceae. The coding region runs from base 1 to 1149 and encodes 382 amino acids.
AUGGCGGCCUCUUCGACGGCGAUAUACUCGGGAAUGAGCGCCCCUCUCACCAUCGACAACCAAAACAACCACAGUGGAUCAAUUGUGAUCAUUACCUCUCUAAAUUUGGUUUUAAUUCUGUCAUCUCUUGCCGCACGCAUCUUUGCGUCAUAUCAAAGGCGGAUCGUCCAGAAAGAUGACUACAUGUUUGGUGUGCUCGUGCUAGUAGCAUCUCUUCAAGCAUGUGUGGUGCUGGUGCAGGUCCACUGCGGCUGGGGCACGCGAAUGGAGGCUGUCACGGCGAUGGAUGAACGAAUGCUCAAGGCUGCGUAUGCUGCCGAUAUCCUCUCAAUUUUAGUGUCGGGUUUGUCUAAAAUCACCACUUGCUUGUUCUACGAGGCUCUGUUCUCGCAGAUCCGGCGCUGGUUUAUCCGUGCCAUUCUCCUGGUCAUUGUCGCAUGGAUAAUCGCUGCCAUACUUUUAUUGGCCGUGCGCUGUCACAAUGACCCAUGGAACGAUAUCAGUGCCGCUCACUGUCGCAACCUGCUUCCACGCUGGGAAGCCAUCACCAGCCUGGACAUCUUCACCGAAGUCUUACUUCUACUCUACGCCGGACUGGCGAUCUACAAGGUCAAAAUCUCUGUUUCAAAAAAGCUUAUGGUGCUUUUGGGUCUUGAGAGCCGAGUUGUGCUGAUCCCCCUUGCGGCGCUUCGCUUCUACUUUACAAAGAAGCAAAUUGAGUCGGAGUAUCCGAUUUUGACUGGCGCCUUUGCAACAAUCACCACAGAAAUCUACCUCGCACUAGGCGUAGUUUGCCUAGUGUCGGCUUUUUUGAAAUCAUUCCUUGCCGCCUACGAAGACCAAAAUGGCAUUUCAUAUACCGACGGCACGUCGACAUCUAGAUUGAAGUCAUCGAAACGAGGCUCCUCAAACACAUUCCCUCGCAAAUACCUUCCUCCCAGCUCGUCAGGGACCAACAGUACAAAUCCACUACGAAGCUAUGAACAGGAGGAUGAUCCUACCACCAGCCAUGCGCAUAGUGGUCAAGGGCUGCAAAUCAUGAAAACUGUGCAGCUCGAGGUGCAGGACGAAGCUGUAGAGCUCACGGACUGCGGAACUGUCAUUGCGGGAGAUUGCCGUAAUGAGACGAGACAGAAUCAGCAUGUGUAA